Schistocerca piceifrons (Central American locust) is the source of this 1026-nucleotide messenger RNA. Its product is annotated as GTP 3',8-cyclase-like. Gene Ontology annotation, molecular function: cyclic pyranopterin monophosphate synthase activity; GTP 3',8'-cyclase activity; 4 iron, 4 sulfur cluster binding. The transcript has 7 exons. The record is from RefSeq and is a predicted model, not a curated record. Gene Ontology annotation, biological process: Mo-molybdopterin cofactor biosynthetic process. The coding region runs from base 1 to 1026 and encodes 341 amino acids. NCBI's taxonomy places the organism in Eukaryota, Metazoa, Arthropoda, Insecta, Orthoptera, Acrididae.
AUGACUUUCUUUCUUCUGUUUAUAAUUGUAAUAGAUGUUGGACACUUUGACUCCAAGUAUGUUAUACAGAAAUGCAGUGAUUUUUUACAAAAGGCAAAACUAUGUGUUCGAAGAAUUGUGGAGAGGAGGAUAUUUACCAGUGGUAAAGAUGAAAUUGGGUUGAUUGUACUUGGUUCUGACAAGACACAGAAUCCACUUGAUUACCCAAAUGUGAGUGUGGAAUUUCCUCUUGCACUGCCUACAUGGCAGAUGAUAUCCUUUGUGGAGAAAUCUUUACAUGAAAGUGAAAUAAAAACAGAUUGGGUAGAUGGUGUUGUUGUUAGCAUGCAAGUCUUGAAAGAUGAGCUAGACUCAAUAAUUAAGGAGAUAAAUUGUGUUGUAAUGCGAGGUUUUAAUGAAGAUGAAGUGUGCAGUUUUGUGGAGUUAACAAAAGAGAAAAAUGUUGAUGUAAGAUUUAUUGAGUACAUGCCUUUCAGCGGCAACAAAUGGAAUGAUGGGAAGAUGGUCUCAUUUAAUGAAAUGCUCCAAAUAAUUAGAAAGCAGUGGCCUAAUUUUGAUCCUCUUCCCAAUGGGCCCAAUGAUACCUCAAAGGCAUACCAUGUCCCGGGCUACAAGGGAUGCGUAGGAUUUAUUACCUCAAUGAGUGAACACUUCUGUGGCACAUGCAACCAUUUACGGCUAACAGCUGAUGGCAAUUUGGAGGUGUGUCUCUUUGGGAAUUCAGAGAUAUCUCUCAGAGAUGCAAUACGAAGCAAAUGCAGUGAGGAUGACUUGCUUGCCAUGAUUGGGGCAGCAGUGAGAAGAAAGAAGAAACAACAUGCAGGAAAGAAGCAAGAAUUCCUCGGAAGUAAUGGCCGGCAGGAUCGUUUCAAGAAGCGGCAUGGCAUCCAUGAAAUUGCCAUCAGUGCCAAAUCAUUAUCUGGGGAUGAAGCUGCUAUGCUGAUUUUAAGAAGAAACUGCACACAAUCAUUGACAAAGGAUGUUAUACUGGCAAUCAACUUUACAAAUGUGAUGAAACUGGGUUGA